UGGGUUGAGGAUGAUGGGGAAGGGGAGGGAGCAGGGGCCUGAGAAUGAGAAAGAUAGAGUUUGGAGUUGUGGUGGUGAUGACAGUUGGGUGGUUGAGAGGGUUGUGUGCAAUGGGGUUUGUUGCAAAGAGGGGAUGGGGGGCCUAGAGGAUCAUAAAGGAAGAGAGAAUAGAGAUAAGAGAAACAAGGGGGUUAGGGAGUGGUGGUGGUGGUGGCAGCUAAGGUUGAGUGCGAUGAG
This is a messenger RNA of Ilex paraguariensis (yerba mate), 237 nucleotides long. NCBI's taxonomy places the organism in Eukaryota, Viridiplantae, Streptophyta, Magnoliopsida, Aquifoliales, Aquifoliaceae. The record is from the annotation of a GenBank genome assembly.